UGCGUCAGAGAGAGUUCUCUUAUCGAUUGGCUGCUCCCUGUGCAACGAGGAGGCGUACGUUAUAAAAUAGACACUUUUAAGGAAUUUCACAGACAUUUAGUGGGUUAGUGGAGGCUGGCUAAAAGAUUCUCCCGUACAGAUUUCAUCAAUCUCAAGUGAAGAACAUGCAGAGCUGCGCUAAAUCCUGGCGUGUCAUCAUCAGCAGGUCGAUGAACGCUCGCGCGCCGUAUAGGAGUAUCAGCAGUAAAGGGGAUGUUUUUAAGAAACUUCAGCGUUUAACCGCAGAUGUGUCUGCAAAUGUGCGGUGUAUGGGCACCUCACACGUCUUGUGAUCUAGGAAGAUUGAACGAAUCCUGCCGAGACACGAUGAUUUUUCUGAAAGACACAUUGGACCGGGUGACAAAGAAAAAAGAGAGAUGCUUAAUACCCUUGGACUUGAGUCAAUUGCUCAGCUUAUAGAAAACACAGUUCCCCCAUCCAUCCGCCUGGGAAGAAGUUUGAAAAUGGACGAUCCUGUGUGUGAGAAUGAAAUUCUUGAUUCGCUCCAAAAGAUUGCGUCGAGGAACAAGAUGUGGAGGUCCUAUAUUGGAAUGGGUUAUUAUAACUGCUCCGUCCCACCAGUCAUACAAAGAAACCUGCUAGAGAAUUCGGGAUGGGUGACCCAGUACACCCCCUACCAGCCUGAGGUCUCUCAGGGGCGCCUGGAGAGCUUGCUCAAUUAUCAGACCAUGGUCUGUGAUAUCACGGGAAUGGCAGUAGCCAAUGCGUCAUUGCUGGAUGAAGGUACUGCUGCUGCUGAGGCCAUGCAGCUCUGCAAUAGACAAAACAAAAGAAGAAUUUUCUACAUUGACCCACGCUGCCAUCCACAGACUAUUGCAGUUGUGCAAACCAGAGCCAAUUACAUUGGUGUGAAGACUGUUCUCAAGCUUCCUCAUGAGAUGGACUUCAGUGGGAAGGAUGUUAGCGGGGUGCUCUUCCAGUAUCCAGACACUGAGGGCAGAGUGGAAGAUUUCACUGCACUUGUUGAUCGGGCUCACAAGGGUGGCGCACUGGCUUGCUGUGCCACAGACUUGCUGGCGCUCUGUGUGUUGCGUCCUCCGGGUGAGUUUGGAGUGGACAUCACCUUGGGCAGCUCUCAGCGCUUUGGGGUGCCUCUCUGCUAUGGUGGGCCUCAUGCUGCACUCUUUGCAGUCAAAGAAAAUCUUGUUAGGAUGAUGCCAGGAAGGAUGGUCGGAGUGACCAGAGAUGCAGCUGGUAAAGAGGUUUAUCGUCUGGCUCUCCAGGCCAGAGAGCAGCACAUCCGCAGGGACAAAGCCACCAGCAACAUCUGCACUGCCCAGGCUCUUCUUGCAAACAUGGCUGCCAUGUAUGCGUUGUAUCAUGGUCCUCAGGGAUUGAGGCACAUUGCAGAGAGAACACACAAUGCAACGUUGAUUCUCGCAGAGGGGCUGAAAAGAGCAGGGCACAAACUCCAACAUGAGAACUUCUUUGACACGCUAAAGAUCAACUGUGGUGUGGCCGGCAAGGACAUCUUAGAAAAAGCUAUGCUGCGGGAGAUAAACUUACGGGUGUACAGUGAUGGGCUGCUUGGAGUGUCUCUGGAUGAAACUGUCACCGAGAGAGACUUGGACGAUCUGCUCUGGAUCUUCGGUUGUGAAUCCUCAGCUGAGCUUAUUGCUGAGAAAAUGAGUGAACGAACAAAAGGAUUGCUGGCAAGCCCUUUCAAGAGAACCAGCAAAUUUCUUACCCAUACAGUGUUUAACAGUUAUCACUCAGAGACCAAUAUUGUACGUUACAUGAAGCGCCUGGAAAAUAAGGAUAUUUCCCUCGUACACAGUAUGAUUCCUUUGGGUUCGUGCACAAUGAAGCUGAACAGUUCCUCAGAGCUCAUGCCGAUCACCUGGAGAGAAUUUGCAAACAUCCACCCUUUCGUGCCACUGGAUCAGGCUGAAGGUUAUCAGCAGCUCUUCAGACAGCUGGAGAGAGACCUUUGUGAGAUUACAGGAUAUGAUAAGAUAUCCUUUCAACCAAAUAGUGGUGCGCAGGGGGAAUAUGCAGGCUUGGCUGCAAUCAAAGCCUACCUAAAUUCCAAAGGAGAAUCUCACAGAACAGUUUGUCUGAUUCCCAAAUCUGCUCAUGGAACAAACCCUGCCAGCGCUCAGAUGGCAGGCAUGAAGGUUCAGGUGGUGGAGGUGGAUAAAGAUGGCAACAUUGAUGUGUCUCACCUUAAAGCCAUGGUGGACAAACACAAGGCCAACUUGGCUGCCAUUAUGAUCACAUACCCCUCCACUAAUGGUGUGUUUGAGGAGAAUGUGAGUGAAGUGUGUGAGCUCAUCCAUCAGAACGGCGGACAGGUGUACCUGGAUGGUGCCAACAUGAACGCACAGGUUGGAUUAUGUCGGCCAGGAGACUAUGGCUCAGAUGUGUCUCACCUAAAUCUCCAUAAAACCUUCUGCAUUCCUCACGGUGGUGGCGGUCCUGGGAUGGGACCAAUAGGAGUGAAACAGCAUCUCGCUCCCUUCCUGCCCAGUCAUCCAGUGGUGAACAUGCAGUCCAGUAAUGCAGGAAGUUCUCUGGGCACCAUCAGUGCCGCUCCCUGGGGCUCCAGCGCUAUCCUGCCCAUCUCAUGGGCUUACAUUAAGAUGAUGGGUUCAAAGGGACUUGCUCAUGCUACAGAGGUGGCCAUCCUUAAUGCUAAUUACAUGGCUAAAAGACUGGAAAACCACUACAAAAUUCUUUUCAGGGGCUCUAAAGGAUUCAUUGCUCAUGAAUUUAUUUUGGAUGUGCGGCCUUUCAAAAAGUCGGCAAACAUUGAAGCAGUUGAUGUAGCAAAAAGACUGCAAGAUUAUGGUUUUCAUGCACCGACCAUGUCAUGGCCUGUGGCUGGUACUCUGAUGAUCGAACCCACGGAGUCUGAGGACAAGGCUGAGCUCGACCGCUUCUGUGACUCGCUGCUGGCCAUCCGGCAGGAAAUCGCAGAAAUCGAAGAGGGCCGGAUGGACUCAAGGGUUAAUCCACUCAAGAUGGCUCCUCACUCACUGGCCUGUAUUACCUCUACCACAUGGGACAGACCUUACUCCAGAGAGUAUGCUGCUUUCCCCAUGCCUUUCGUGAGACCUGAGACCAAGUUCUGGCCCACAAUUUCAAGGAUCGAUGACAUCUACGGUGACCAACAUCUCGUCUGCACUUGUCCACCCAUGGACGUCUACGAGUCGCCAUAUGAAGAAAGGGCUUCAUCGUGACCUCAUUACUCGUCAUCCAAAUGAAUCAUUCCUAUCAAAUAUUAUCAUUUAUUCUUCCCUGUGAUUACACUCUCUUCACAACGUUCAUGGUGCCUCAUAUUUCCUUUUGCACACAAUGCACAAAUACCUGGCCUCUCCUCUGUUACUCUACUAAAACUAUCCAAAUCUGAUUCAGAUACUGUAAUCGACCUGUAUAAGGGGUCAUUUUUUUCUGUUGUUUUUAUAUUUUUAUUCACUGUAUAAAAAAUAUUUGGUUUGUUUGUAGGCAUAAAUUACUGGCACUGUUCUCAGUGUUAACAUUCAUUUUAUAGAUGUAAUGUAAUGUAAGUUUUCUAAUUAUUUAAGAAAUCGAGCCUGUUUGUAGCAAUUUAAUAAAUAUUUUAAGAGGAAUAUUUACUGGUUUACAUGAUGUUUCCAUCAAUGGUAUUAUUCUAAGUCAUACAACCAGCAUGCGUUCUAACUUGAAAUGGAGUUAAGUUGUGUUUCACUCUGAUGAUCAUUUCUCUUUUUCCAUAAGUUUCCAGUCACUAUUCCUAAAAAUAAAAGUAGUCCAAGGUUUCGGUUUGAAGCAAAUUUUUUCCAGCAGUCCUCAGGUCUGUUGAUGUCCACAGCGUAGAUCUGUGGAACACAGAAUAAAUGACUGUCAAAGUAAAAAAAAUAUAUAUAUUUUUUUGUAAUAUAUUGCUUAUUUAAGAGUGUUUUUUUUUUUUUUUUUUUUUUUUCAGCAAGUAUAAAUUCUUUUUUUUUUUAUUGUUUUCAGCAAAAAAUGAUAUGCAAUUAAUUAAUCUGAUGUAUCCUAUAAUUUAAUUUAGAUUUUUUUUAAAUGACUGAUAAGCCAAAGUUUUUUCUUCAGAAGGCUUUAUUUAUUUUCUUGUGACCCCAGGCAGGCUACUACUAUCAAGUACAGUCUAUCUUGCUCACCUGAUGUGCUAGAUGAAUGGCUACUGCAGACACUGCACAAUAGUAGGGCAAAGUCUGGUCAGCAUUAGCUCCUGCUAGAACCAGCCCUGACAGCAUCGCCCCAGUAAAGCCACUCAGCCACAGUUUGGUGUUCUCCUGAAACCUCAGAGCUGUGGACUUCACACCCACUUUUAAAUCAUCAUCUUUGUCCUACUCCAGAAGAGAAAAUGGAUCACUAAAUAUACAAUAUGCACACAAUUACUGUAUGUUGGGGUGUGAUAUUAACUAAUCAGAUACUGUACCUGAUGGGCAUAGAUUGUGUCAUAAAUCAAUGUCCACAUGACACCAGAUACAUAGAGAGGUAAACACACCGACCAGUCACAUGAUCCCUUCACAGCAGACCAACCCAGAAGAGCGCCCCAAUUAAAAGUGAGACCUA
Molecule: messenger RNA, 4581 nt
Organism: Cyprinus carpio (common carp)
Lineage: Eukaryota; Metazoa; Chordata; Actinopteri; Cypriniformes; Cyprinidae
Product: glycine dehydrogenase (decarboxylating), mitochondrial-like
Biological process (GO): glycine decarboxylation via glycine cleavage system
Cellular component (GO): mitochondrion; glycine cleavage complex
Molecular function (GO): glycine dehydrogenase (decarboxylating) activity; lyase activity; glycine binding
Source: RefSeq, a predicted model, not a curated record